Messenger RNA from Penicillium antarcticum, 924 nucleotides. RefSeq names its product tyrosine-protein phosphatase. NCBI's taxonomy places the organism in Eukaryota, Fungi, Ascomycota, Eurotiomycetes, Eurotiales, Aspergillaceae. The record is from RefSeq and is a predicted model, not a curated record. Bases 1 to 924 code for a protein of 307 amino acids. Gene Ontology annotation, molecular function: phosphoprotein phosphatase activity. The transcript is spliced from 5 exons. Gene Ontology annotation, biological process: dephosphorylation.
AUGGCUCGUCAAUCAAGUGUGGAUCUAGACUCGCCCGAUCGGCCCUUUGACAACAUCAUCAACUUUCGCGAUGUUGGCCGAUCGGUAAAUCAAUUCUGUCGCAAAGAAAUUCUCAAGGAAGGCGUCUUCUUUCGCAGCGCAAGGCUUGACGAUGCGUCAGAACGAGAUAAACGGCGUCUAGCCGAGGGACUACACAUUCACACCGUCAUUGAUCUUCGCUCAUCAACAGAACACCAAAUGGGGACGCGGAAACGUCGCAGCGAGAAUGCCAACUCGUCUGAGAUCGACCUGACUGAUGCUCCUGUCCCUUCAAAUCCUGACGAGCACCUGCUUCAAAUUCCCGGCUCUGAACGUGUCUUGAUCAGUCUGACGGGCAAGGGGUUCGAGCGCGCGUUACUAUGGAAAUUGGACUGGAUGACUUACCUGAAAGCGAUCGGCCUCGUAACAACAGGCUACCGCAAUGAUGCAGUCCGUCUAGUAUGUGGACAAGCCAUGCAGCCGCGCGGGUUAACAGGUCUAGCGCAAGAUACUCUGGACUCGAGUAUGACAGAGAUGCGCACAGUCUUUGAGAUACUUGCUCGGGAAGAGAGCUAUCCUACGCUAGUGCAUUGCACGCAAGGAAAAGAUCGGACGGGACUGGUGAUUCUGCUGAUGCUACUUCUUGCUGGUGAGGCCGUACCAACGGAUGCUGUUGUGGAUGAUUAUAUUCGGUCUGAGCUGGAGCUUGUUCCUGAAUUUGAGGAGCGCAUGAAGGAGAUUCGGGCGCUUGGGCUUGGAGAAGACUAUACGCGUUGUCCUCCCGGCUUUGUUACUGAUACCACUGAAUAUCUGAAAGAGCGAUAUGGUGGUGUCGAGGGGUAUCUGGAGAGGAUUGGGAUCGACUCUGAGAUGCAGGACUGCAUUCGGCGGAAGUUGUUGGCUUGA